Messenger RNA from Ilex paraguariensis (yerba mate), 405 nucleotides. The record is from the annotation of a GenBank genome assembly. NCBI's taxonomy places the organism in Eukaryota, Viridiplantae, Streptophyta, Magnoliopsida, Aquifoliales, Aquifoliaceae.
AUGCUCGCCCAUGAUGUUUGCCUAAGGGAGCUCUCCUAUGAUGCUUGCCCAUGGAAGCUCGGAGUGCCUUUGAUCCUCAUCGCAGAACAAUGCCUAUGGGAGCUUGCCCAUGAUGCUCGCCCAAGGGAGCUCACCCAUGAUGCUCGCCCAUGGAAGCUCGCCUGGAGUGCCUUCGAUCCUCCUCACAGACCAAAUGCAUCCUUGAUGCCUCACCUCCAUGAUCUUCACAGUUCAAAUCAACAAUGCCUAUGGGAGCUUGCCCAUGAUGCUCGCCCAAGGGAGCUCACCCAUGAUGCUCGCCCAUGGAAGCUCGCCUGGAGUGCCUUCGAUCCUCCUCACAGACCAAAUGCAUCCUUGAUGCCUCACCUCCAUGAUCUUCACAGUUCAAAUCGUCUCGGUUCAUAG